This is a messenger RNA of Chanos chanos (milkfish), 1791 nucleotides long. It is a transcript of the gene pkmyt1, whose product is annotated as protein kinase, membrane associated tyrosine/threonine 1. Gene Ontology annotation, cellular component: cytoplasm; nucleus. Lineage: Eukaryota; Metazoa; Chordata; Actinopteri; Gonorynchiformes; Chanidae. The coding region runs from base 1 to 1791 and encodes 596 amino acids. The record is from RefSeq and is a predicted model, not a curated record. Gene Ontology annotation, molecular function: protein kinase activity; ATP binding. The transcript is spliced from 7 exons. Gene Ontology annotation, biological process: meiotic cell cycle; protein phosphorylation; negative regulation of G2/MI transition of meiotic cell cycle.
AUGUCAGUUUGCCAGGAUAAAAUUGCCACAACUCCCCUUCCUGUACCUGUCCACUUUGACCAUGCCCAGCAGUCUUUCUCCCUUAAAAAACGACGCCUCCCUUUUUCUUCAUCCAACUCUUCAUCAUCUCUCUCCCCUCCAAGACCUCUAUCUCACUCCUUACCCCCACGUCCCCCUUCCAAAGGAUGUCCCCCGUUCAGUCGAGUGUUCCCUCAGCGCCCCUCAUCUCCCUGGACCCCACUGUCACAGUCCCUAAUCAAGAACCCUCCACCACAUUCUUUGUAUGAUCCCAGACUGCCACAGUCCUUCUUUAGUCAGUGUUUCACCAACCUAGGCCUGAUUGGGAGGGGCUCCUUUGGAGAAGUGUACAAGGUGAUGAGCCAUUUGGAUGGACAUCAGUACGCUGUGAAACGCUCUGUGCAGCGUUUCCGUGGUAAUGGAGAGCGCGCUCGGAGUGUGAGGGAGGCAAGGAAUCAUGAGCGUCUAUGCCCUCACCCUCACAUACUGGAUUUUGUAGCUGCCUGGGAGGAAGGAGGACGCCUCUACAUUCAAACAGAGCUCUGUUGUACCAGUCUGCUUCUGCAUGUUGAGACGCAGCCUCCUUAUCCAGAUGAAUCUUCUGCAUGGACGUACCUGUGUGAUCUUCUGUCUGCUCUGAGGCACUUACACAGCCGUGGAUUCGCACACCUGGACCUCAAACCAGCUAAUGUGUUCCUUACACGCUCAGGACGUCUCAAACUUGGUGACUUUGGUCUUCUGAUGGAGUUGUCUUCUGAGAGUAGCAAGGAAGGGACUGAGGGAGAGAAGGGGAUAGAGAAAGAGAACCAGGAUGUGCAAGAAGGAGACCCUAGGUAUAUGGCACCUGAGCUAUUGAAGGGGGAAUAUGGACCUGCUGCUGAUGUGUUCAGUUUGGGUGUAUCUAUCCUGGAAGUGGCUUGUAAUAUGGAGGUCCCUAAAGGAGGAGAGGGUUGGCAACAACUCAGACAAGGUUACCUUCCCACAGAAUUCACCAAUGCCCUCUCAACUGAACUGCAGUGUGUAUUGAGGCUGAUGCUGGCUCCAGAACCCAGAGACAGAGCUACAGUAGAGGAGCUCUUGGCUCUGCCCUCUGUUCAGAAACACCGAUGGAGACGGCAAGUUUCCCUCUACCUACGUGAAAGUUUGCUGUCCUUAUUAAAUCUUUGCCAGUCCUUAUUAUCAGCAGGGUGGAAACUCCUCUCUUACCUAAAUCUCCCAUUUGUCCCCGACCACACACCUCUGCCACCUUGCACGCCCCCCAGAGACAGUUGGGAGAGAGAUGGAGAAAUGAGCACCCUGUACCCCAGCAUCUUGCAGUCAGAGUCAGGUAGCCCAAGUGAUGACCCAGUGUUCCUGCCGGAGAUCCUGGUGCCCGAACACUCGCCCACCUUCUCUCACAGAAUCCAAUCCAGGUUAUCUGUGGGAAGUACCUCCACUCCACUUCCAGACUCUAACACACAUCCUUACCUCAGUCCCUCACUCACACCUACACACACACAUAGCCUCCUAGACACGCCCUCUAGUAUUCACUCCAAUGGUUCCAGACAUACACUAACAGGAACGCCAAAUUUAAGCCCACUACACACUGGAUCACUAUGUGGGUCUCCAAGAGGUUCUGCCCAGUGCAGUCAAUCCCUGGAUCAUCACUGCCGUCUGAACUCUUCGGGCUCGAAACAGAGCUGGAUCAGACCUGAACCUUUUGCCAGGACCAGCUUUGAACCAAAGAACCUCCUUAGCUUGUUUGAUGAGACUACACUGGAAAGCGAGCCUUGA